This is a messenger RNA of Cylicostephanus goldi, 447 nucleotides long. Lineage: Eukaryota; Metazoa; Nematoda; Chromadorea; Rhabditida; Strongylidae. The record is from the annotation of a GenBank genome assembly.
GUUACCCAAAUGCAAUACGAAUAUAAUUUGACAGCUGUUGGACUCACGCCACGUUUUCCAUACAUUUCUCUUGGCAACUGCAUGGGAUUGGACUGCAAAAAGCCAGGAGCUGAGGUCGAAUUCCUGAUGAAGUGUCUGCAAUCAAUCAAUGCCUCCAUGACCGUGAAUCAAGCGCCCAUGGAAUACAGCGAUAUGCUGACAAUGGAAUUUAUUCUAAAAGCUUUCCACAUUUGUAACCGCUCACCUUUGCAGAUAGCGAAUGGCAGCGCAGAUAUUACGCUUGGCACCGUUUGGCAGAUGCCUAUUGGUGUAGUGUAUAUUGGCUAUGUCAUUAAAGAGAGCACUCAACUCGAAGUUGGAGAUUAUAUUGCUGAUGCGUUUCGAGGAUCUGUAGGCAAAGACAAAUUAUUGCUGUUGAAGCUAAUAAGUCUAUUUGUUCACAUCUGA